Molecule: messenger RNA, 3513 nt
Organism: Triticum aestivum (bread wheat)
Lineage: Eukaryota; Viridiplantae; Streptophyta; Magnoliopsida; Poales; Poaceae
Product: receptor kinase-like protein Xa21
Exons: 2
Coding region: 18-3266 (1082 amino acids)
Biological process (GO): protein phosphorylation
Molecular function (GO): protein binding; ATP binding; protein kinase activity
Source: RefSeq, a predicted model, not a curated record
CCGAAAAGACCAGCAACAUGGCCCGCCUAAUGUUAGCCAUUCUCCUCAUCUCUCUAGCUUUGAACCCCUUGUCAUCUGCAACGGCAGUUGCUAGCACCCACACCAACAGAGAAGCUCUGCUCUGCCUCAAGUCCAGCCUCCACACUCCCACCCGAGCUUUUGAUACAUGGAAAAGCACCACCUCACCGGAUUUCUGCACUUGGCACGGCGUCACAUGCACAACAAGGACAGGGCAAGCACCCCUCGUGGUGGCCUUGGAUAUGGAGGCGGAAGGCCUCUCCGGUGAGAUACCAACCUGCAUCUCCAACCUCACUUCUUUGGUAAGAAUCCACUUGCCAAACAACACCCUCUCUGGUCAUAUCCCACCCGAACUUGGCCGUCUGUCCGAACUCCGGUACCUAAACCUCAGUUUUAAUUCGUUGAACGGCACCAUCCCGUCCAGCCUUGGUACCCUUGGGAAACUUUCUGCUCUAGACCUAGGCAGUAACGGAUUUUCUGGUCAGAUUCCGACGCUGUUGGGGAGCUCGCUGGCUCUAGAGUCGGUCAGUCUGCCCAACAAUCUUCUUGAUGGAGAAAUCCCACAUUCACUAGCAAAUAGUUACUCCCUCCGUUACCUUUCCCUAAGAAACAAUAGUAUUGAUGGGGCCAUCCCUCCGUCCCUCUUCAACAACUCAAUCAUUACAGAGAUACACCUUCGAAACAACAAUCUUUCCGGUACAAUUCCACCUUUCAUGAAGUUUCCUUCGAAGCUCACAUACCUAAGUCUUACCGGAAAUAGCCUUACUGGAGUCGUGCCACCAUCCGUGGCAAACCUCUCAUCCCUUACCUCGCUCUUGCUUGCCGAUAACCAGUUGCAAGGAUUCAUUCCAGAUUUGGGUAAACUUUCAAGCCUGAAAAACCUCGAUCUCUCCACCAACAAUCUGUCAGGGACAGUGCCACCCUCAAUUUACAAUUUGUCUUCGCUGAACUUUCUUGGGAUGUUUGGCAAUAAUCUUGGAGGAACAUUGCCCUUUGACAUGGGUAACACACUUGCUAACAUCAAAUCACUGUUUAUGCAAGAUAAUCAUUUUUGGGGAGACAUCCCUGCCUCACUACAAAAUGCCUCCACCAUGACGUAUAUCCAUCUAGGCAACAACUCUCUGACUGGGGUGGUUCCUUCUUUCAGCUCCAUGGAAAAUUUGGAGUUUGUGAUGUUGUACUCAAAUCAUCUCGAGGCUGGAGACUGGACAUUCUUCUCCUCUUUGGCGAAUUGUAGACAUCUUCUAGAAUUUAACGUAGGUGAAAACAACUUGUGUGGGGAUUUACCAGCAAAUUCCAUAGCAAAUCUGCCCAAAAGCUUGACCGCUCUAACUCUUCGGUCAAACAACAUAUCUGGCACCAUCCCCUUGGAGAUUGGAAAUUUGUCUAAUCUUAACAUGUUGUAUCUUGAUAGAAAUCUUUUCAUGGGGUCUAUACCUCCUACCCUUGGUCAGCUACAUAACUUGGUUGUUCUUAGUCUACCACAAAACAACUUUUCUGGGGAAAUACCACCUUCCAUUGGCAGCUUAAAUCAACUGGAAGAACUUUAUUUGCAAGAAAAUGAUUUGAGUGGAAUCAUACCUGAAAGUUUAGGCAGCUGCCAGAAGUUGUUGGCACUAAACCUUUCUUGUAAUACCCUUGGUGGAAGCAUAAAAGGACAUAUGUUGGCUAGGUUGGAACAGUUAAGUUGGUUACUUGAUUUAUCACACAACCAGCUCACAACGUCCAUACCACUAGAGAUGGGUAGCUUGAUAAACCUUGGUUCCUUGAACAUCUCUCACAACAAUCUCACGGGGAGAAUCCCGUCCACCCUUAGCGCAUGUGUUCGGUUGGAAGCACUUCGUGUAGAAGAGAACAUCCUGCAAGGAGACAUUCCACAAUCACUAGCAAACUUGAAAGGCCUCAAAGUGUUGGAUUGCUCCAGUAAUAAUCUAUCUGGCACAAUCCCGGAGUUCCUUGGGACCUUCACCUCUCUGAUGUAUUUGAAUAUGUCCUUCAAUGACUUCCAAGGGCCACUUCCCACUGCUGGAGUGUUUGCUAAUAGAAGUGGUAGUUUUGUCCAAGGAAACCCACACCUGUGUGCAAACAUUGCAGUACAAGAUUUGCCUAGGUGCUUUGCUUCAACAUCCACACAAAAACACAAGUUCGUCAUUCCUAUCCUGAUAGCUCUGUCAACUCUCGUUGCACUUGCUUUGCUCUUGGGGGUGUUCAAUUUUUGGUUGAGAAGGAGAUACAAAUCCAGUGAGAGAAUUGGCCAUUCAUACAUGGAGAUGAAAAGGAUAACAUAUGGUGACAUAAUCAAAGCAACGGAUAGUCUUUCUCUAGCCAACGUAGUUGGCUCCGGGCAAUUUGGGACUGUCUACAAAGGUUGGUUCGACGCGGAAGAUGGUACGGUUGCUGUUAAAGUCUUCAAGCUCAAUCAGCACGGUGCAUUGCAUAGCUUCAUUGCUGAGUGCAAAGCAUUGCAACACAUCCGUCACCGGAAUCUCGUGAAGGUUAUAACUGCAUGCUCAACUUAUGACCCAGUGGGAAAUGAGUUCAGGGCUCUAGUCUUUGAGUAUAUGGCCAGCGGUAGCCUUGAAGACAGACUUCAUAAUCACAAGUGUGGUGAUAUGAGUUUAGGCGCAAUGAUAUGCAUAUCAGUUGACAUUGCUUGUGCUCUUGAAUACCUCCAUAACCAAUGCAUCCCACCAGUUGUUCACUGUGAUAUGAAACCAGGCAACAUACUUUUCAACAACGACGAUACGGCAUGUGUCUGUGACUUUGGUCUAGCAAGGCUAAUUCAUGGAUGUUCAUCUGGAGAGCAGAGCGGCACAACAAGCAUAGUUGGACCAAGGGGAUCUAUUGGGUACAUAGCUCCUGAGUAUGGCAUGGGCAGUGAAAUCUCGACCGAGGGUGAUGUCUACAGCUAUGGCAUUGUUCUUUUGGAAAUGCUAACACAUAAACGACCUACUAAUGAAGAGUUUAGUGAUGGCUUGACGCUCCGCAAGUAUGUAGAUGCAUCGCUGUCACGAACCCAAGACAUUCUUCACCCUAGUCUUAUUUCAGAGAUGGGAGAUCAGUGUGUCGGUCAUAUCCCAAACUUGCAAGAACACAACACAUUUGCAUUGAAGGAUAUAUGUGCUCUCCGGCUCCUUAGACUUGGCUUAUUAUGCUCUGCGGAAUCGCCGAAGGAUCGACCAACGAUGCAUGAUGUCUACGGUGAAGUAACUGAAGUAAAAGAGGCAUUUUUCUCUAUGGACAACUGAAGCAAUGACCUUAUACACAUUAUUAAGGCAAAAAAGGCGGUCGAUGAAGUUGAAGCUAGUUGCUUUACGGCAUGGCAAUAUGUUGAUAAUUUGCUAUCUUGCCAUCUUUUUUCCUUUUUAAUAAGUCGAUUUGUUUGGCUCUCUGUAAUAAUUUGGUUUUCUACGCUACAGAUGUCUCGGCAAGAUCUUUUGAGAAUCUUUCCACGUUAAUAGAGCCCUUUGCCUGAUAAUGAUGGGUUUCUACGAC